GUAAGGAGUGAAGACCAUGUCUCUUUCUCUCUCUCUCUCUGCUCCGCGUCUCUGAUUUUGAUGCAUGCAAAGGGACAGGCGCGAGGGUAUCAGUUCGUACGAGUAGGAGCAGGCGAGUGUGAUUUCACUGCCACUAUGUCCCCUCCUCCUGCUCUCUCUCUCUCUCCUCACCUCAUCAGCACGGGCUCUCUCUCGGCUUCCUCCCCGCCUCUCCUCUCCUUGCUUCUCGUCUCGCACUCUCGCAGCACGACGCCAUUGUGGAGUGUGAGAGGGAGACAGACAGGUAAAGAGACGAGGAGGAGGAAUAGAGAGACACGAGACACAGCCAGCCAAAGGCGAAAGGGAGAGAGAAAAAGGUAAGGGGCGUGGGUGUGGUGGUGUGCCGGGCCGGAGGUGUUCGUCGGCUUGUCGCAUUGCUCUGCUCGCUUCCCUUCCCCCACCCCGGCCCUUUCCUCCCCGCCUUAUUUCUUGCCCACGAGCUGGACGAGCCAGCUGCUGCGUUUCGUUCAUCCGAGCGGCGCGGCACGCCGUGCUCGUUUCCUCUUCCUCCACACGAGACGCGGACGCCUCGCUGAGAACGGGAGGGGCUGCUCUGUUGCUGUAGAUACCGGGCGAGGGCGGCGUGAUCUCGGGUUCGACGCCGCGGGCGGGACGCGAUGGCUUUGUGACCUUCUUGUCCUCUUCUUGACGCCCCCCCCCGACCGGUUUCAGGCGGUUGCGUCCGCGGCGUGGCGUGGGGCGAUGCUGCGGAGGAUGGUGCCCGACCCGUCGUCCCCGGACUCCUCCGGCGGGGGCGGGGACGCUCGGCCCCGUGGCGGCGGCGGCGCGCUGUUCGCCGUGCCGCGCCUCUUCGUCGGGUUCGCCGCCAAGCGCGUGGCGCCCGACGGGGAGUCGUCGAGGAGCCCGACGUCGCCGCUGGACCCCAAGGCGCUGCUGCUCCGGUCGCCGCGCUCGCCGAGGAGGACCUGGGGCGCGCCGGGCCUCGUCGACGCGCUGGCCGCCGACACCGCGGCCGCCAACUGCCUGCUCAGCCCGCGCCUGCGGCUCGUCAGGCAGCACAGCUCCCCGCCCAAGGGCUGCGGCGGGCACUCGCAGCCGGAGCUCGGUAAGACGAUGUCCUGCUGCCCCGCGCCUGACACUGCCGCGGCCGGCGCCGGCGCCGGCGCAGGCAUGUCGGUGCCGUGCCCGUGCAGCAGGUUCCAGUUACGCCACGGGGAUCUGAAGUCUGGUCCUGAGGCCACCGGGUCGGCCGACACCGGCGCUCACCUCGCCAGCAAGCGCCACUCGUUCGACCUCGGCAAGCUCCCGGGCCCGGGCUCGCUGCCAGUGCCGGCGUCGGCGUCGGCGUCGUCGAGCGCCGCCCGGCGCUUCGUCGGCUCUGUCUCCGCGAGCGAGAUCGAGCAGUCGGAGGACUACACCCGCAUCAUCGCGCGCGGCCCCAACCCCAAGACGACGCACAUCUUCGGCGACUGCAUCCUGGAGCCCCGUACGGUCGGGUGCGGUGACAGCAAGGCCGUGGAGUCGGGGGAAGGAGGCGCCGGGUGCUACUUCGUGGUCAAGCGCGCCGCCCCGGGCGCCGGUGACUUCCUCAGCUCCUGCUUCGCGUGCAAGAAGAAGCUUGAAGGCAACGACAUUUACAUCUACCGCGGGGAGAAGGCGUUCUGCAGCGCCAAUUGCCGGGACCAGGAGAUCCAGCUGGAGGAGGAAGCCGAGAACAACACGAGCAGCGGCUCCCCUGGGUCCUCCUCCUCCUCCUCGUCGUCCUCCAACGACGACAUCUUCAUGGCCGGCAUGGUGGUCGCGACGUGACCUCCACCCACCGGCCCACCACCGCGCCGUUUCGCCGCCGCAGGCGUUUUUUUCCAUCCCUCCUCCAAGUACGACAGUGGGACAGGCGAUCCUAGCCGAUCUCGUUCACGGUUCAGUGCGCAUCGCCGCCGUCGUCGUCACCAGUCUGUUGCUUUUGGUUCAGCAAACUGUACUACGUGAUGGAGGAGCCGAGAAGGAAGAAAACGGUGAAAUGCUCUGCUGUGCUCAUGGUGGGUCAUUGUCGCCAGUCGUCCUGGGAACCUGCGGAAGAUCUGCAUUAUUUUUUUUUUCAGAAAGAAAGAGAGAGGAGAGAGGAGGUCGCCUGCCACUGUAGUUCUGAUCCAAAGGCUGCCGGCCGGGCAGUGGUGGUGCCCCCGCCAUCCCUUUCCUCGCUCGCUUUUCUUCCUACUCGUAGCAGCAGUGUCUGUCCGGUGUCUGCGCAUCGCAUUGCGUUGCCACAGCUACUGUCUUCUGAGAUAAUGACAUCGAGCUGCUUUGAGUCAUUUC
Zea mays is the source of this 2316-nucleotide messenger RNA. RefSeq names its product FCS-Like Zinc finger 10. The transcript is spliced from 2 exons. Lineage: Eukaryota; Viridiplantae; Streptophyta; Magnoliopsida; Poales; Poaceae. The record is from RefSeq and is a predicted model, not a curated record. Bases 742 to 1809 code for a protein of 355 amino acids.